AUGGCAUAUGACACCCGUCGGAAGCAGAAGCUGCUCCUCACCCAGCUGCGGGUGCUGCGCCUGCUCCUAGGGGUGAUCGAGAACCCGGGGCCCCCCUCGGCCCCCCCCCCACUCCGCGAGGCGGGGGCGCAGGCGCGAGGGCGCUGGCGGGAGCUGAAGGAGGGAAAGAGGAGCUCGAGGCGAAGGUGCGUGAGGCCGCGGGGCGACGGGAGCAGCUGCGGCAGCGGGUGGAGCAGCGGCGGCGGGAGCAGCUGGGCCGGCAGGGGGCGCUGCGGCGCCAGGAGGGGGCGGUCCAGAGGGCGGGUGCUGGGUGUCGCCUCUACCAGACGCUGUCGGGGGUCCGGGUGCUGCCCCCACCCCCCACCGCGGGGUGCCAGGAGGUGGAGCUGGAGUUGGGGCCCCCCCCGGGGCUCCCCGAAAACUUCCCAACCCUUCGCCUGCGCCGCAGCGCUGGGGGGGGGCCUCCGCUUCCUGACUCCGCCCCCUCCCCUGCCCCCCCCGCUGGGCCCGGGGCUGCUGGAGCUGCAGGGGCGCUGCUGGGAAGGGCGCCCCCUGUGGGCCGAAGUGGAACAGCUCCAGCGCAGGUUUGCCCUGGACUGGGAGCCGGAACUGGGACGCCUGCGGGUGCUGGGGGGUCCUCGGGGUUCCGAAAUUGUCUGGACCUUGGAAUUGGAAGCGGGUUAUCCUCGGGCUGGGGGGGGGUGUUCGCCUCCUGCCCCCCCCUGCGGGGGUCCCCGCUAUUUCUCCGCCCUCGGCCUCCCCGACGCUGACAGAGUGGCUGGAGCUGCUGGUGGGGACCCCCAAGUGACCCCCCCCCCCCCAAAAACCCCACCCUCUCGGUGUCUGAGCCCCACUGAAAAUGGGGGGGGUCCCCACCCCCCCCAAUAAACUUGUUGCACCCCCACUUUGCUCCCCUCCCUUUGUGUCAGCUGGAACACCCCCCCCCCCCCCCCAAAAAAAAAGGGGG
Messenger RNA from Aquila chrysaetos chrysaetos, 967 nucleotides. RefSeq lists its product as uncharacterized. Lineage: Eukaryota; Metazoa; Chordata; Aves; Accipitriformes; Accipitridae. The record is from RefSeq and is a predicted model, not a curated record. Bases 1 to 888 code for a protein of 295 amino acids. The transcript is spliced from 9 exons.